Molecule: messenger RNA, 3487 nt
Organism: Melanotaenia boesemani (Boeseman's rainbowfish)
Lineage: Eukaryota; Metazoa; Chordata; Actinopteri; Atheriniformes; Melanotaeniidae
Gene: nxph2a
Product: neurexophilin 2a
Exons: 3
Coding region: 646-1437 (263 amino acids)
Molecular function (GO): signaling receptor binding
Source: RefSeq, a predicted model, not a curated record
GUGAGAUUACCCACCACCACGUUUAAGGGGUUAAAAACCUGGACGUGUUGCUGAAUAGAACCGGAACCCAGUGACAUCAAGGCUCUCGCUUAUCUCUUAAACGAGGAGAGUGAGACUUCAGAGGUAGAUGUUUAGGUCCUGACUCUCUGAACGGAUGCGCGCCGAUCUUGGAGUCUCCAGGCGCGCAGCGAAGGAUUUUGCGCACUGAAAUUAAACAGAGCGCACUCAGCGAGCGGACUGCUGCCAAUCUGACUGCAGUCCUGCUACUGGGAUACAGGCGAGAACUCAAAGCUAAUAUCUUCCCGGAUUGAGUCGAAGAAAAUAAUAGUUUAUUGCGGUUUGGCUGGAUUUGAAACUUAGAGGAGAGCGCUGUUUGUACCGACUGAUUUCAGACGUUUCAUCCCGUUGUAGAGUCCCAGCUACUCAGAGGAAAUUCUGCCAAGAUCCUGAGAGACGGAGACAAUUUGAGAGGAUUUUAGAAACUGCCGAAAAAGUGGACUGAGAAUGAUUCCAGCGUGAGGUAUUAUCUUUGCAAAACAGUGAUCACAGCGAUGUUUGAGCGGCACGCGCGUCUUCACCUCUCCAAGUCUCCCAGAGAGGAUUUAACCACCGCUCAUCUUGAAUAAACCAAGAAAGUCCUGGAAGAUGAGUGCCCUGCAAACAUUCUUGCUGUUUAUCCUCCUGCACCAGGUCACAUGCAGGAAAGUGGAUGGAGGAGCCACGGAACUCAUCGAGUGGAGGGACAAUGAUAAUGAACAGAAGACCUCUCCCACGGGGGCCAGUCCACGGAUUCUCAACCCCCUGCGUUUGUUUGCCAAGGGCUCCCCCGAGUUUAAGAGCAACAUGAGGGAAGUGACAUAUUUACAGAGCAUGGAGGACUUUUGGGACUGGUUAUCUAACCAGACAGAUGUUCAGGGUCCUCAGCCCAGAACUAAACGCAGACCCAUUGUCAAGACUGGUAAGUUCAAAAAGAUGUUCGGGUGGGGGGACUUCCACUCCAACAUCAAGACCGUCAAACUAAACCUGCUGAUCACAGGGAAGAUCGUGGACCACGGUAAUGGUACUUUUAGUGUGUACUUCCGUCACAACUCCACUGGGAUGGGGAAUGUGUCGGUCAGCCUGGUGCCACCUUCCAAGGUUGUGGAGUUUGAAAUCGCCCAGCAGUCCACACUAGAGACCAAAGACACCAAAUCAUUCAACUGCCGCAUUGAAUACGAGAAGACGGACCGCAACAAGAAGACCGCCCUGUGCGGCUAUGACCCAUCCAAGGUGUGCUAUCAGGAGCAUACACAUAGCCACGUGUCAUGGCUGUGCUCAAAACCCUUCAAAGUCAUCUGCAUCUAUAUAGCAUUUUACAGCGUAGACUAUAAACUGGUUCAGAAGGUAUGCCCUGACUACAACUACCACAGUGACACACCUUACUCCUCCACAGGAUGAUCUAGCUGUUUCCAGUUUUCAUCAGCCUUUUGUUUUGUCUCCAAAAAAUAUGUAAAUGUUAAGCUCUAAACUCCUUUUCUCAAAAUACCUAAAUACCUGAGAUAUGUUGCAGAAACUCACAAAGCCGCACACACUGGAGGGAUUUGGCCAAACCUUUGUAUAUACUGCACAUGAUUUAAAGGUUUAGCAUUUCAGAUAGGUGUCCAGGCACUUGGUUUGAGGGGCUGACGUGAGAUUCAGAGCUAGCUACCAUUGCAACAGCACAUGUUUUCUGUAAACCACUGGAAUAAUUAUUGUGUUAUCCAGAUGGUUUCUUCAAGGCUAGGCCACAGGCAAUGAGGCACGCUAGUUUGAAGUGCAUAGCUGGCUUCUGCCAAAAUGCUAACAUUAUCCAGCCGUUUCCUCACUUCACUUAACUGCCAUGAGAUGAAGUACAAGACUUCACAGCAUGUUAAAAAUGACAGUACCCAAACAUUAACUGUUAUUCAUUGAAGAGAGCAAAAAAUUAAAGAUCUCAGAUAUAGAAAAGCUCAACAUUUUCAAUGAUUGAUAAAAGCAAUGUUUUCAUUGCCUUCAAUGUGGAGCUGACAUCCAUUUGAACUCAACCAGGACAGUCUGUUAUUUCAUUUUAGUUUCAUCAAUAGGCAUAUUUUAAGCUUUAAUAAAUUAUCUGGUCCAACAGACAUUUUAUUUAAAAUGUCAUCUUUCUCAUGAAGGGAUUGAAAUAAAGGAAACUGAUAGAUUUAACCAAAUUUCAAGUGCCCAUGACGAAAUAAAUUGAUCCAAAAAAAUCUAAUUUAAGAAACUUGAGAGUGUGAUUGUAAACGAUCACACACCCGAGCAACCAUCCAUGUGUAACCUGGCUGCUGCCGUGUUUUUCCCCUUAAAAAUGUGUUGGUUUCGUGCUAUAAUCAUCAUAAGGCAUCUGUGUGCUAAACUAGUCUGAAAACCAACAUCUGUGUUUGCAGGAUGCAUUUCGAAGCAUCAGACUGCCGAGCGAGUGGCGCUGUGGAUUAAUGUGUCAGGAGAGGUGGGGAAGAGGAAGCUAUAAUUGCAGGACAGGUGGAUUUAGUGAGUCUGGCAGACAAUUAUCAGCACUUUGUCACGGUCCUGCCACCAGCCCUGACAUUACCUGUCUUUAAUAGGCUUUAAUUAGCCUGGGAAAUUUCAUUUACCAAGAGUGGAGAAACAGAAAGGGACAAAAAAAAAGGCAUAAGUAGUACAGAAUGUGUUGGCUAUUUUAAUGAGAAGUGGGAAUAAAUUUGAAAUUAAAUGUCUCUCCCAACUGUACCGCAAGUCCAAGCUGAUUGACUUUUGUGUACAGGUGGAUAACAUCUAGUAUUGUAGUACAUGGUGUGUGCUUUGACCUAGCACUCAUUAACACCGCUCCUAAAGGUUUUGUUGAAAACCAUCUCCACAUUAAUUGCCAUAGAUUGUGUUGUUUGUACAUAUCCCAGGUUUUUAGGCUAGGGCAUGUACCACCAAUGACUCUGCAAUUAUUUCUGUCUGUACUACUUCAGUUAAUAUAUCUUAUCCCCCCAUCAGCUGUAAAUGAUCUUGUCACCUUGUUCACAGGAGAAGUAUAUGAUAAAUCAGAGGUGAUCUAUGUGGAUGUUUUAGUUUCACUCCUUUGUGCAAAUGCUGUGUAUUAAUGUGUAACUAAACCCAAAAGUGUUUAAAUUAUGGCUUCAGAGUAAAUGAUGUCAUUUUAUUCCAAUUUUUCCACAGAAAUAUAUAAAUCUGUAUACUCUUCCUUAUUUUUGGUGUUUUAUCAGAAAUAUCAAGUAGAUAAAUGUCAAAUUUAUUGCUUACAGUCAAAGAUUUUUAUUUUCAUUUUUGUAAUUGCAGAUUGUUCUUGUUUUGAUUUCCUGCUUGCUUAAUCAUGUUUAAACGGUUCUCCCUGUAAAAUAGGAAUAACACCACUUCUGUGUGUAGUGUAAUUACACAUGCUCAUUUUUGGAAUAUUUGUUUUCACAAGCUCAUUUUGUUAAAAAUGUAAUGGUAAAGAUCAGUUUGGGUCUUUAUGGCAUUAAACCUUAUUUGAACUCGG